Molecule: messenger RNA, 1258 nt
Organism: Monomorium pharaonis (pharaoh ant)
Lineage: Eukaryota; Metazoa; Arthropoda; Insecta; Hymenoptera; Formicidae
Gene: Arv1
Product: protein ARV1
Exons: 5
Coding region: 267-989 (240 amino acids)
Biological process (GO): sterol metabolic process; regulation of plasma membrane sterol distribution; intracellular sterol transport
Cellular component (GO): cortical endoplasmic reticulum; Golgi apparatus
Source: RefSeq, a predicted model, not a curated record
GUUUCCGUUGCAAUUUUGACUUAACCUACAAUUACAAAUAUUACGAUUCGUGUUACCACUUACUAGUGAUUCAGUACUAUAUAACCUUACGAUUGAAGGCGAACCGGUGAAACAUACCGAAAAUGUGUCAAAUAAAAUUUUAAAUAGUUAAUAUAUAAGUAUACAGAAUUGAUAAAAACAAGAAAAAAAGGUUAAGGUAUCACCGGUAUCACCAUCCGACAACAUAACCCCAAAAUUGAUAUUUAACUAUCUAAUCUAUCUAAUAAAUGUAUAUUUGUAUAAAUUGUGGAGCUGAAUGCAAAGAGCUUUUUCGGAGAUAUUGCCCCAGUGUCCUUAAAAUAUUAAAAUGUGAGAAAUGUGGAUUGUUAGCCGACAAAUACAUCGAAUACGAUCCAGUUGUAGUCUUUGUAGAUUUGAUUUUGAUAGAAAAACAAGCUUAUAGACAUCUUCUGUACAACAGUAAUUUUAAAUCAUAUUGGAAGAUAGGUAUAACAUUAUGGUUGGCCGAAUCGUUCAGGGCUUGGUCCUUUUGCGACGAGAUAGAAUCAACUGCGUCAGAAGUGAACUUAGUUCAUAAAAAUGCAUUACAAGACCAUUGCAAUAUUUACAAUUUUCUGGCACACACAGCACUCGCUUUUAUAGCAUUUAUUUGUACAGUUAUUGUAACGACAGAGUUAAAAUGGUUUAUUAUUGGCAAAAAACCAUACAAAUACAGCGUAAAAGAUUUAAGUCGCGCUCUAAUAAUUGGAGGUUGUGGUAAAUUAUUGGGAUUUCUGGGAAUAGUGUGGCGGCAUAUAGCUUCAGGUCCAUACUACCUUCUUAUUCAAGGAUACACCGUUUUAUGUCUCUUAACUGCUUACUCAGUCGUCUGCAAAAGUGGAAGGGGAGGAUCUUUGAUUGGAUUAAUUGCUGGAUUUUUACUGUAUGGUUAUAUAUGUACUUCAAUUCCUAAAUUGCACCUAAAUAUUCCCAAUAUCACACUAACAUGACAUAAAAUACCUAAUAAAACCACACAGUUUUUGAUGUUCAAGCAUCUUUAACGGGAAGAACACUCCAACCUAAUACUAGUCUAUCGAAACCACAAGAAAAUAAAUUACACACAUUGCUAUCUUCCAACCAAGCAACGGAGCACACCAUUCUACGAUGGCCCUGCAAAUAAAAUAUGGUGGUAUACAAUACACCAGUAAAUGUUACUAAUUUAGCCAACUAAUUGUAAAGGUAAAUUUGUAUAUAAUUAUAAAAAUGUAAUAUUUCCUUA